This is a messenger RNA of Aethalodelphis obliquidens (Pacific white-sided dolphin), 2282 nucleotides long. It is a transcript of the gene CALCOCO2, whose product is annotated as calcium binding and coiled-coil domain 2. Bases 81 to 1427 code for a protein of 448 amino acids. The transcript has 13 exons. Lineage: Eukaryota; Metazoa; Chordata; Mammalia; Artiodactyla; Delphinidae. Gene Ontology annotation, biological process: xenophagy; positive regulation of autophagosome maturation. The record is from RefSeq and is a predicted model, not a curated record. Gene Ontology annotation, cellular component: autophagosome; PML body.
GGUUUUCAGCCCCGCCCCUGUCUCUUUUCCCGCCCUGUUGCUGUGGCGCCGCCGCUGGCUGUAGCCCCUGGACCCCUACCAUGGAAGAGACAGUAGAAGAUCCCCCCACAUCAGCUGUCUUGCUGGACCACUGUCAUUUCUCUCAGGUCAUCUUUAACAGUGUGGAGAAGUUCUACGUCCCUGGAGGGGACAUCACAUGCUAUUACACCCUCACCCAGCAUUUCAUUCCCCGUCGAAAGGAUUGGAUUGGCAUCUUUAGAGUGGGAUGGAAGACAACCCGUGAGUACUACACCUUCAUGUGGGUUACUUUGCCUGUUGACCUAAACAGCAAAUCUCCCAAACAGCAGGAGGUCCAGUUCAAAGCUUAUUACCUGCCCAAGGAUGAUGAGUAUUACCAGUUCUGCUAUGUGGAUCAGGAUGGUGUGGUCCGGGGGGCAAGUAUCCCUUUCCAGUUCUGUCCAGAAAAUGAGGAGGACAUCCUGGUUGUUACCACUCAGGGUGAGGUGGAAGAGAUUGAGCAGCACAACGAGGAGCUCUGCAGGGAAAACAAGCAGCUGAAGGACAGCUGUGUCAGCCUCCAGAAGCAGAACGCAGACAUGCAGGCUAGGCUCCAGAAGAAGCAGGAGGAGCUAGAAACCCUAAAGAGCAUCAAUAAGAAAUUGGAACAGACAAUGAAAGAGCAGAAGGACUGUUGGGAGACAGAGCUUCUUCAGCUGAAAGAACAAAACCAGAAGAUGUCCUCAGAAAAUGAAAAGAUGGGAGUCAGAGUGGAUCAGCUUCAGGCCCAGCUGUCAACUCAAGAGAAAGAAAUAGAGAAGCUUGUUCAGGGAGUCCAAGAUAAAGCAGAGCAGUUGGAGGACCUGAAAAAGGAAAACGGCCAGCUCUUUCUCAGCUUAACUGAACAGAGGGAACACCGGAAGGAGCUCGAACGGACAGUGGAGGAGAUGAAGCAGAAAGAAACUACUGCAGCGAAGAAAGAACAGGAGUUAACGGACCAGAACUUUGACCUGUCAAAAAGACUGAGUGAGAACAAGAUUAUAUAUAACGUUCUGCAGAAAGAGAAAGAGAGAAUGGAAGAAGAAAAUAGUCUUUUGAAGAUGGAGAACAGCACACUGCUGAGUUACAUGGGUCUGAAUUAUGACUCUUUGCCGUAUCAAGCGCCUGCUUCGAAUCAAGGAGGUGCGAGACCAAACCCAGGACUUGUCUAUGGAAACCCGUAUUCUGGUAUCCAAGAAAGUCCUGCCCCCAGCCUGCUCUCCAUCAAGAAAUGCCCCACCUGCAAAUCAGACUUUCCUGAUGACUUGUUUGAUCACACCUUGGAGCAGCACAUGCAGCCCCUUAGUUUGAAUUGUCCAAUUUGUGACAAGGCCUUCCCAGCAAAAGAGAAGCAGAUCUUUGAAGACCAUGUGUUGUGCCACACUCUCUAAGUGUCCCGGCCUCUUGGAUCUAUACUGUACAUGGAUUUUAUAGAGUAGAAGCUUCUACUAUGAGUUAUGACCCAAGAUCCUGCCUAACCUGAAUCAUUAGGGAUUUACUUAGUCCUGCUGCCCUAUAGGUGGAGUCAUGUCAAUUAUCUGAAGUAUAGUGUUAAGGGCUGUUACUUCCAUCCUUGUGGGUUUUAGUACCUUUUAAGUCACAUAACUCCAGCUGUGUCAGCCUCUCAACUAAAAUGCCCAUUCUUGCGAGGGUCUCCAGCAUAAAGGCCCUGGGUUGGAGCUGACCUGGCUGUUCACAGGAGGCCUGACUCGAGUACUAAGUGAGUAGUUUUCCAGGUUGUCCCACUGCCAUUCAAGGUCAGGCCUUGAGUGUGUUUGUACUCAGUCCUCAGUCCUAACCCUGGGGCUGGUGACUGAUCAGAGGUUGAGAAUUUCUACCUCCUCCUCAGGCCUCCUUCUCCAACUAAUUUAGAAUAGUCAAAAAAGGCAUGGCAGAGAACCCAGAUAUCCAAUUUGGAUACCAAAGUUUUCUCAUCUUGAUUUCCCAGCUCCCGACGGAAGCAUUCCUGAACAAUGGACAUGAAAUAUUUCACUCACAGAAAGGCUUUCUCUCUGGAUACCUCUGACUGGCAUUUUCUACUCUGGUUUUUUCCUGUGCACAUAACUAUUAUUGUUGUAAGUCCUUUCUUAAUGGUUAGUGGGACUUGUUAGAAACUGUAUGGGUUUGCAACUUUCUGAGCAGGUGAGUUUGAAUAUGGAUAAGUUAGAAUAAGAACUAUUGUUAAUCGCUUUAAUACUAAAAAUAAACUAGUCCUCUAUUCAGGGACUUUGGUAAUUUAAAAUAAA